This is a messenger RNA of Schistosoma bovis, 1586 nucleotides long. Lineage: Eukaryota; Metazoa; Platyhelminthes; Trematoda; Strigeidida; Schistosomatidae. The record is from the annotation of a GenBank genome assembly.
CUGAACACGAUCUUAUACGACCUUAUGUGUUGAGAACUUAAAUACGUUACUUAAUACUGCGCACUUCAUUCAGACUAUAGCUUCGUCAUAAUGAAAAUUCACCAUAGUAAACAGAUGCGCCCACCUGGUCUGUGGGAAUGAUUUUUGGAAUCUUGACAGUUUUUGGUAUUAUUUCCUUCACAAUAACCAGGAGAAUGAAUGCAUUGUGGCAUGACGGUUCUUGGGAUCCUUCUUGGGAUACAUGGUGGCACUACAAAGAAGGCGUAAUGGGAGGUCCGAGUCAUUGGGGACAGACAGCUUUCAUGGCUAUUGCCAAUGACGUAUGGCCAGCUUGUUAUCAAGGGAAAAUGCAAUCUCCAAUCAGUAUCUCCACGAAACAUCUACUAUUUGAUCCUAAUUUGGUGCCAUUGAAAAUCUCAGGUUCAGAUAAGCAAAUUGAUGUGGAGGUAGUGAAUACAGGACAAGAUUUACAGGUGAAAAUCCUCGAUUCAAUAGCAUCAAUUGUAUUCAGUGAGGGACCAUUAGUAUAUAACUACAAAUUCUUUGGAGCUUUAAUCAAAUUUGGCUCAAGAUCAGAUCGUGGUUCCGAUCAUCAAAUCGAUGGUAUUGCUUUUCCCGCUGAGCUACAACUGUAUGCAUUCAAUUUUAUUUUAUACCAAAACUUUUCUAACGCACUUUCAAAACCAAAUGGCUUAGCUGUAUUAUCUGUUCUUUUUAAAAUUGGUGAUCAAUCGUCAGCUGAUUUGGAAGCAUUACUAUCUACGGCAGAGCAGGUUCAAUUGAAAGGACAAUCUAAAAGGCUUCAUGGUUUGCUGUUGGAUGCUGUUUUACCGUCUACUAUGCAAUAUAUUACUUACCAAGGCUCUUUACCAUUUCCUGCCUGUUAUGAGACUGCAACAUGGAUUUUGCUUAAUCAACCGAUCGUAAUUACAGAAACUCAGCUAAAAUCUCUUCGUCAACUUCGAAUAGCGCCAUUUCGAGGAUCAGGCAGCAUGGCUGACAAUUACCGAACCAUUCAAAAAUUGAAUAAUCGAUCAGUUCGAACAAACAUUGAUUUUAGGAAGAGUCAACCCUUCUGUUCAAUACAAGCUCAGAGGACAUAUUUUGGUAAGAUAAUGUUUAUGAGUUACAUUGAAUGGUAUAUUUUUUCUAUAUACUUGAUAUAAAUAACUACGAAAAAUAAUAUUUUGAUAUUUAUACAACGCGUUACUUAUGUAUUCAUUAAACCAAAAACAAACAGUUUUUAAAUUGACAGAAAAAAAAUUCGUUUCACCAUAAGAGGAGAUAUCCACAGUAAAAGUGAGUACCAUAUGUUUUUAAAAGUUAUCAGCAAUUUAUUUCAUAUAGUACGUAUACUUCAAUUUUGUCACGCAGAGGAUAGUUAAAGGACUCAAUUCUCGAAGGGAAAUAAGAAAGAAUAUUAUUAAUAUACAGGUAGAGGUCAAAUUCACUAUCAGUAUACUUGGUUCGUUGCGGUUAUAUUAUGCGUUUUCUGAGAACAAAAGAGUAUAUAUAUCGAAUUAUAUCUCUUAUGAUAUUUUCACAGAUUGAAAUCAUGAGUAAGUUGAAGCUAGACCACCAUUGAA